GACCUGGGACAAAGUGAAAGUGUAAAGAGACAGAGAGACGCCAACGGCGAGCGAAAUCACAGAGAGAAGGAGAGAGAGAGAGAGAGAGAGAGAGAGAGAUUGGAAGCCGUCGAUACCUUCUAUGCCGCAAACCCCUCUCUGUAUUCUCUCUGUUUCUUGAUUUUGUCCAUUGUUGAGAGAGACGUCCGUUUCUUUCAUCUCCAUCUCCGUUAACUCCCAUCGUAAUAAGCUCUCGCCAGGGUUUAAGAAGAAACCAAAAAAGGACUUCUUCUACCUCGUUUCCAUCUCCGCCUCGGUUUCUUCGCCUUUGGGGCAUCUCUUCCUCUGGCCUAUAAGUACGGUAAGAUCACUCUCCCCCUGCAUCAGGCUGCCAAUUCCUUUCUCCCUCCGUCUCUCCUAUUCGUGUCUAAUGGCCAGCACUGCGCUCUUCCAAGCAGUUAGAACUCUACAGUCCCAUGGAUGUUUCACUAACUUCGGUGUUCAGCAAGAGAAUGGAAAUCCUACCCUAAGAUUGGUCCCCAAAGGUUUCAGAGCUGACAUUGGGCUGUCGAGAAGAUGGAGUUAUUGCUCUAGAGGGAGGAGUAUCGUUGUUUCUCAAGCCUCAACUUCUCAGACUUCAGUGUUCGACCCAGUUUUAACCCCAUCAAAUAACAAGACUGUUGAUUCCAGAAAGAAAUCAAGUGAAGCAGCUUUGAUCCUUAUUCGACAUGGUGAGUCCUUGUGGAAUGAAAAGAACUUGUUUACAGGUUGUGUAGAUGUGCCAUUAACCAAAAAGGGUGUGGAAGAGGCAACUGAAGCUGGUAAAAGAAUCAGCAACAUACCUGUCGACAUAAUCUAUACAUCUGCACUAAUUCGUGCACAAAUGACUGCUAUGCUUGCUAUGACGCAGCACCGACGCAAGAAGGUUCCUAUCAUUAUGCAUGACGAGAGUGAGCAGGCAAAGUCAUGGAGUCAAAUUUUCAGUGAUGAAACGAAAAAACAAUGUAUUCCAGUUGUCACAGCUUGGCAGUUGAAUGAAAGAAUGUAUGGGGAACUGCAAGGUCUUAACAAGCAGGAAACUGCGGAUAGAUAUGGAAAGGAACAAGUUCAUGAGUGGCGCCGUAGUUAUGACAUACCUCCACCCAAUGGUGAGAGUUUGGAAAUGUGUGCUCAGAGAGCUGUUGCAUACUUCAAAGAAUAUAUUGAACCCCAACUUCUAGCAGGCAAGAAUGUAAUGAUUGCCGCCCAUGGAAAUUCAUUAAGAUCCAUUAUUAUGUAUCUUGACAAAUUAACAUCCCAGGAGGUUAUUAGCUUGGAAUUAUCAACUGGAAUACCUAUGCUUUAUAUAUUCAAAGAGGGAAAGUUUGUGAGAAGGGGAAGUCCUGUUGCACCUACUGAGGCAGGGGUUUAUGCUUACACAAAGAAUUUGGCUGCAUACAGGCAAAGGUUAGACGAGAUGUUUCAGUGAUGCCUUCUGCCUGGUACAGAGGCUUACAUAUUGUUGUAUUUCCGAUCUACACAUACAUCAGCAAUCAUAUUCAAGAUGAAAGGCUGUUCUGCAUAAGCAUGUCCUCUUGCACAAUUAGACACAGUUCCCGGCGCUAGAUUAUAAUGCUGGAAGCUGUUUCAUAUAUUUUGGAUGUAUCAAUAAUAAAGCCUAUUUUUUCCCUUUUGUGGUAAAAUUUUGUGAUACAUUGUGAAAUUUGGUCUUUUGUGAAUCUGAAAAAAUUAGACAAUACUAAUGUUGGACUCACAUGUACAAAUCAUGCCCAAAUGACCAAAUUUAGUGGAACUGCAGUUUGGGCCUCCUCUUAUUCCCAGUGUUCAGGUCAUAUAUUCUAAAGAUUUAUUUUGCAGCA
Messenger RNA from Diospyros lotus (date-plum), 1838 nucleotides. Its product is annotated as 2,3-bisphosphoglycerate-dependent phosphoglycerate mutase 1. Gene Ontology annotation, molecular function: intramolecular phosphotransferase activity. The coding region runs from base 410 to 1447 and encodes 345 amino acids. The record is from RefSeq and is a predicted model, not a curated record. Lineage: Eukaryota; Viridiplantae; Streptophyta; Magnoliopsida; Ericales; Ebenaceae. The transcript is spliced from 9 exons. Gene Ontology annotation, biological process: glycolytic process.